Messenger RNA from Phytomonas sp. EM1, 1086 nucleotides. Lineage: Eukaryota; Euglenozoa; Kinetoplastea; Trypanosomatida; Trypanosomatidae. The record is from the annotation of a GenBank genome assembly.
GAGUUUUGUUUACAUUGUUUGUUCUGAAAUAUCCUUCAUUCCAUCAAUACAUGCCCAAUGGAGCGACGCAUUGAGGAACAGAUCUGGAAUCAGUGCUCUAAGCUGCUGUUGCCAUCCAAAGUGUCUGCGUGGAACUUAUUUGAUAAGUACAUUCGACAACCUUAUUUAGAGCCUCAUCGGCAUUAUCACAACUUAAAUCACAUUCGAGCCCUGCUUAUGGAGCUUGAGGCCUACAUCCAAGUGCGGUCAAGCAACUCAAAGGGGGUUUCCCUUUGCUCGUCGGAGCUUUCCUCACAACGCUGGGGUGAUUUGGCGGUCGUCCUCGCGAUUUUCUUUCACGAUGCGGUGUAUAAUCCCACCAGUAAGGUUAAUGAGGAGGAUAGUGUGGGCUUAUUACGGCGGUUUUUAUCCGAAGCUAAGGAUUUGUGGGAAGGUCAAACGCGCCACAAGGGAGGGAAUCCUCCAAACGACGAUUCCACGCCACCCGUUCUUUGGUUGGAUUUGCCUUCGGUCGCGUACGUCGAACGCGAGGCGGCGCGUUUUAUCAUGGGAACGAAAAACCACUUCGAGCCCUCCUCUAGCUCAUCCCCCACUUCCCUAUCAGAUCUCGCGAUUCAUCCUGGAAGCAGCGAAGGCACCGUGGUGGAAGAGGAUCUGAUCAAUCCGCUGCAUUUGGUGCUCGACCUCGAUUUAACGGUGUUUGGUUCACCAUGGAAGGGUUACGUGAACUACGUGGAGGCGAUUCGGAUGGAGUAUCAAUUUUACUCGGACAUAACUUUUAUGAACGCUCGCUAUGAUUUUAUCCAACACGUAUUGGAUCAGCCACGGGUGUUUAAGACACGUUAUUUUUACGAUAAAUACGAACGGGUCGCCUUUGAAAAUCUAAAACGGGAACAAGAGGAGAUGCGAAAGGCGAUAUCAGCGGGGAGGUUUUAUCUUUCUUUGAAUUAAUGGAUCUUAGUCGUGUAAUUUCUGUUCUUUCAAUCAUUGAACUAUGUCCUUGUGUAGCAUUUAGUUUUCGUCUAUCUUCCAAUUUAUAAGAAUACUUUGCCAUCACACUGUGUAUCAAUGCUCGGAUAAGGCGGA